CCGGCGUGUCUGUUCGUCUUGCCAUGAAAAUUUUUCAUCAUAUUCAUUUUUGACUUAUUUUAUCAAAUAAGAAGUUAGCAUGGUGUUAUAUGGACUAAUACUGCGUAUGCUACAUUUCUUAGGAUUAUUGCGAACAUGCAUGCACAAAUUGAACAAAGUUUUGCUGUCUCCUGGCCUGAUAAAGAACACAAAAACAACAAGUCAAAAAUUCAAGGAGGACGUUUCAGGGCUCAAAAAGAGACCGUUGCAUUUAGGACUGCUUAUUUAUGAGCAUGAAGUAUCAUUCAGUGAUGUAGCUAAUAUAAUUGUAUGGGCGAUGGCAAUGGGUGUGAACCAUAUAACAGUCUGUGAUAGGCAUGGGAACUUUAAACGAAAUGAAGAAAAUUUAAGGAAAGAAAUCAAGAGAAGCAACAAAGAACAUCUAGGAUAUGAUUACAAAAACUACAAUGCUCACAUACAUUCACACAAUACCAAGCCUCAAGACAUAGGAUAUCAACCAAACUCUACCCAUAUACAGCUUCAUUCCAUAUAUGAUGGACGAAAUAAAAUAGUCACAACAGCCAGAAAACUAUGUCAGGGAGUUGCGACUAAAACAUACAAAAAAGAAGAUAUAGUCCCUCAUAAUAUAGAUGCAAUUUUACAAGAUGAGUCUGGCUUUCCAGACCCUGAUUUAGUGCUAAGAUUUGGAGAAACAGAGUCGAUGUUAGGUUUUAUGCCUUGGCAGUUACGUCUUACUGAAAUAUUGUCCAUUUCAAGUCACCACAAGUUUUCCUACACUAGUUUUCUACUAGCUCUGCAAUCUUACGGCAAUAUAGAACAACGAUUCGGCAAAUAGAAUAAUUUAGAAUGAAUGUUAUAAAAAGGAGAAUUCAUCACCAUUAUCAUAGAACAUAGUACAAUGUACAUGCACACUGAAUCACCUUUGUAUGGAU
Messenger RNA from Owenia fusiformis, 932 nucleotides. Lineage: Eukaryota; Metazoa; Annelida; Polychaeta; Sabellida; Oweniidae. The record is from the annotation of a GenBank genome assembly.